Morus notabilis is the source of this 2109-nucleotide messenger RNA. Its product is annotated as serine/threonine-protein phosphatase PP1 isozyme 2. Bases 512 to 1513 code for a protein of 333 amino acids. The record is from RefSeq and is a predicted model, not a curated record. The transcript has 5 exons. NCBI's taxonomy places the organism in Eukaryota, Viridiplantae, Streptophyta, Magnoliopsida, Rosales, Moraceae. Gene Ontology annotation, molecular function: protein serine/threonine phosphatase activity. Gene Ontology annotation, cellular component: nucleus; cytoplasm.
UCGACUUCUCCCAAGCAAAGUCCCCAUUCCACCUCCAUUUAUUAUUACCUACUGCUAUCUCCAAAGUUGUCCUCUUUAGUUUUUUUUUUCCUUUUAUUAUUUUCCUAUGAAAUUAAUUAAUCAUUUACUUUUGAAUAAUUGCGUUUCUUAAAAUAGACAAAAAAAUAAAAAAUAAUUAAGCCACAUUCUUCCCUCCCCACUUCUCUUUUCCCAAAGCAGCCUUAUUCACCCACCCACAUACGCCCAAAACCAAAAACAAAAAGAAACCCAAAAAAAAAAAAAAAAACAGAGAGAGUAUGAAGGGAAGGAGCCGAAAUCGAGCCAGAAGAACAGGAGGAAAAUAGAACAGCACCUUCGCUAGCACAAUAGCAAAGGUGGGUUCUUUUCCGUUUUGAAAAAUUUUUGGUUUUUUAUUUUUUGUUUUUGAAUUUUUUUUGUGAGGAGAGAGAGAAAGAAGGGGAGAGAGAGAGAGAGAGAGAGAGAGAGAGAGGUGGGAGAUCUGUUAAUCUGAAUGGCACAACAAGGGCAGGGUGGGAUAGACCCUGCCGUACUGGACGACAUUAUCAACAGAUUGUUGGAGUUCCGACAAGCUCGGCCGGCGAAGCAGGUUCAGCUCAUGGAGAGCGAGAUCCGACAGCUCUGUGCCGUUUCCAGAGAAAUCUUCCUCCGACAGCCCAAUCUUCUCGAGCUCGAAGCCCCCAUCAAGAUCUGCGGUGCGGUUUAUUUUCAUUUCCUGUUUCUGGGUCAAUCUGGUUUUUCUCAAAUUUGUGAUAUUCAUGGGCAGUAUUCCGAUCUCUUGAGGCUUUUUGAAUAUGGUGGUUUUCCUCCCAAUGCUAAUUAUUUAUUCUUGGGGGAUUAUGUGGACCGUGGCAGACAGAGUUUGGAAACAAUUUGCCUAUUGCUUGCUUACAAAAUUAAGUACCCUGAGAACUUCUUUCUACUAAGAGGAAAUCAUGAAUGUGCCUCAAUUAACCGGAUUUAUGGGUUUUAUGAUGAGUGUAAACGCCGGUUCAAUGUCAGACUUUGGAAGACCUUUACUGACUGUUUUAACUGUCUUCCUGUGGCCGCACUCAUAGAUGAUAAAAUAUUGUGCAUGCACGGCGGCCUUUCUCCUGAUUUAACACAUUUGGAUCAAAUUAGGAACAUACCUCGUCCAACUGAUGUUCCAGAUUCUGGUUUGCUUUGUGAUUUACUUUGGUCAGAUCCUGGUAGAGAUGUCAAAGGCUGGGGAAUGAAUGACCGUGGAGUCUCAUACACCUUUGGUUCAGAUAAGGUUGCAGAAUUUUUAACAAAGCAUGAUAUGGAUCUUGUUUGUCGUGCCCAUCAGGUUGUUGAGGAUGGAUACGAAUUCUUUGCUGAUAGACAGCUUGUUACAAUAUUUUCUGCUCCUAACUACUGUGGUGAGUUUGAUAAUGCUGGUGCAAUGAUGAGCGUCGAUGAAAGUUUAAUGUGCUCUUUCCAAAUUCUGAAGCCUGCUGAGAGAAAAUCUAGGUUUGGUUCAACAAUGGUGUGAAGACUUUAGUCUUGAUCCCCUUAGGAUUGCUAGUUUUCACAGAACGGACAAGAAACAAAAAGAUAGGAUAAAACAGUUGAAGACAAAAGACUGGCUUUGAAGCUCUUCAAACUCGAAAGGAAUUGCGAAUUGGAUAUCGUCGUGUCAUGUUGAGAUGAGUUGUUUGUUCAAAUUUUUGUUGUAUAAUGAACGGAGCUCUGGGACUUCUCGGUUUUAAAAGCUGACUUUUUUUCUAGGGAAGUGGCUAAAAAGGCCUGAUUUUACACACUUCUUAAAUUAGUACGACUUCCUCACAGAUUUAUGGUGCUUGCUGUAAAUACAUUUGAUUUGUAAAUGACUGCACCUGUAGUCAAUGAACAACCUGCCCCUGGGCAAAACGUUUCACUCCUUGGCUUUGAUCUCGCGAUGAGUGCCUGUGUUGGUCCCUGCAUUCAAACAUGGAUGCCACAGGCUUCCCAGCCAUUUUUCUCUGUGCAGAUACAUAACGGGCACAGACUGACUGGAGCCAGUGUUCAGAUUGAUCUUUGUCCUAGUUAGAUUUCUCUCCCAUUUUGUUCAUUCUAAUUUCUGAGUGUUCUCCGUAUGUCAUAGGCUAU